GCUCUUUAUUAGCCGGGCUGUUGGAUCCAGACGUGGAGAAGAGAGAGAGAGCGAGAGGGAGAAAGGGGGGAGCGAGCGCGAGCGAUGGCAACCAAGAAGGCGGCGUGCGUGGAUGCGCCCAAAAGGAGCCGGAGCCGGAGCCGGAGCCCGGUCGUGUUGGAGGCGGAGAUGUUCAGUGAAUUUCAGGACUGGUGUCUCCGCACUUACGGAGACUCGGGCAAAACAAAGACCGUCACCCGGCGGAAAUAUAACAAAAUCAUGCAGACGUUGUUGCAGAACGACGAGUCGGACGGCGUGUACGUCGACAACAGCCACAUUAACGCCAAAUUCAAAUUCUGGGUGAAGUCCAAAGGAUUUCAGGUGGGAACCAACGUUUUGGGAGAGCACAACAAGAAAGGAGCUCCGGGGAAGCCCGUGCUGUACGUCCCGGUCAAGUCAACGUGUUCGGACGGCAAUUCAGCCCAGGACAACUCGUCCCUGAAGCGCGUGGCUGUGGUGGAAGACUUCUUCGACAUCAUCUAUGCCAUGCAUGUUGAAAUUGGCGCCGACCCUGGCAGAGCACCCAAACACGCGGGACAAAAGAAGACCUACAAAGCGAUAGCAGAGACCUAUGCCUUCCUGCCUCGAGAGGCGGUGACUCGCUUCCUAAUGAGCUGCGGCGAGUGUCAGAAGAGGAUGCACAUCAACCCCAGCACGGCAGAGUUCAAAGAAAAUGACCGCCCAACCUCCCUGGUCCCUGACCUCAUUGACUACAACAUGCCCCUGACUGCCACCUACCUGAAGCAAAUGAAGCUGCAGUGCAUGACCGCUACCGAAAGGGAUGACUCGUCGGUGAGCAGUGAGGACAUGAACGGCGCUGAACCCACGUGGGUCGCAGUUGAGCAGCCGCCAGUGCCUGAGCCCAGUCCUCCAAAUGGGGCGAGGGUCAGCAAACCAGCAGCCGCCCUUAAAGAAGAGGAUGCAGACGACAACUCCUCGGAGAGCAGCAGUGGCAACGGGAUGCCAGCCCUGACCUCGCCAGAGGUGCAGCCCGUGGGCGCGAACCCCCCAGAGGGCAGCGCCUCGUACGGCGAGGUCAACGGCUUGAGUGCUCCCCUGGACUUCAGCACCACCUUGUCAUCGUCCUCCUCAGACGAUCAUCAGCCGGUCAACCUGAGCGACCGACUGCUGCCCGCGGGGUGUUCGCCGCCAAACUCUUUCCCGGCAGACCCUAGCAGGAAGUACCCCAUCAAAACAGAGUACGCCAAGUCGCCUCCGUACAGCUCAGGAAGCUACGACUCUGUGAAGACCGAAGUGAGCAUGUGCGCUGAGGACUUGACCUCCGGCCGCGCGCAGAUCAUCGACGACGAUGACGACGAUCACGAUGACCACGAUGACAGCGAUAAGAUCAAUGACGCCGAGGGUAUGGACCCAGAGAGACUUAAAGCCUUCAAUAUGUUCGUGCGUCUGUUCGUGGAUGAGAAUCUGGACCGCAUGGUGCCCAUCUCCAAACAGCCCAAGGAGAAGAUCCAGGCCAUCAUGGAAUCCUGCGGUCGCCAGUUCCCAGAGUUCCAGGAGCGCUCCCGCAAGCGCAUUCGCACCUACCUCAAAUCUUGUCGCCGCAUGAAAAAAAGUGGUUUUGAGAUAAGACCAACGCCUCCUCACCUCACCUCUGCCAUGGCUGAGAACAUCCUCGCCGCUGCAUGCGAGAGCGAAACUCGAAACGCCGCCAAGAGGAUGCGGCUCGAUAUCUACCCAGCGGACGAGCCUGCCAUUGUCGACAAGGCCAGCACCAGAGAUCCUGCAUCUGUGGCCCCGUCAGGCUUUGUCAUUUCCAGCACAGCUUUUGCCCAAGACCAGCUCUACACCAAUGGAGGCCUCAACUACAACCUGCGUGGGUACGGCACGGUUGGCAGCAACCAGCAGAACGCUGCUGCGGCCCAAACCAACGGUCCAACAGAUCUAAGUAUGAAGUCGGUCGCUCCGAACUCCUCUUCCUCCAGUUCUAACAGUCACGGCCAGGGUGGCGGGGGCGGGGGAGCUUCGGCCCAGCUCAGUCCUCCGGAAGUCACGGCGGUCAGGCAGCUCAUCGCCGGUUAUCGGGAGUCGGCCGCCUUCCUGCUCCGCUCGGCCGACGAACUGGAGAACCUGAUUCUGCAGCAGAACUGAGCUCGGGCCCGGCCCGCACUCACCUUGUCUGUCCGUCUACAAAUGUAAAUAUGUCACGCUGACAUGCAAGUCUCGGUCUUGGACAAAGGCACAAACAAAGAGGAGCGGUUCUGCCAAGCACAGCAGGUCCUAUAAGGUACCUUUACUCAUCCACAUGACUAUUUAUGCAUUUGGUUUCCUUUGACCUCAGUGCUCUGUCUUCUGUAGUCUCCCCCGGAUGUUUCUUUCACCACCUCAAACCCAUUUGUCUCAGGAAGUGCCGAUGUGUGGAGAAAACAAAUGCCAUUGUACAUUUAGUCCAGUCUUUCCCAACCUUUAUUGAACCUAAGCACGUAUUUGACAAUACAGAAAUCUCUCGGCACACCACCAAACAAACCCGUGCCACAAAAAAGUGUAUUUACUUACAAUUAUGAUUUUGUUUCAAGUUACUCACAAAUAUCAAUCAAGGCUAUUAUUCAGGUGGUUACACUGGUUAAUUGUACCUUCUGCCAUCUAAUGGAAGAGUAUUUAGACUGGAUAAAAAGUUCACACACCUCUGCUCAAAUGCCAGGUUUUUUGCGAUAUAAUAAAACAAUGACACCAGGAUAAAUCAUUUUAAAAGUUAUUCAAUUGAAAAUGUUCAAACGUCUUUUCAAAAUGGAAACUAAAAACCCGAGUGUCACAUUCAACAUCAUGUUCAGUAGGAGUCAGCACACAAAAAAGGGCCUCUGAUGAACUCCAAACAGCUGUUCCAGUAGGCUUUUCCUGCCAAAGCCCGAAGGUUUUCGUUCACACCGACUGCUAUUUGGAACUGUUCAUAAUUCCCUCCACUUUGACUCAGGCUCCAGUUCAAGCCGAAUUAUGGUCGAAAAGUUCAGCCUUGGUUUUAUCAGACCGUUACACAUUUUCCAUGCGUUUGGGGACUUCAAAUGUGUUUUUUUCUUUGUAAGAUAAGGCUUUCAUCUUGCCCCCUACCCUAUAGCCCAGACAUAUGAAGAAGAUAGAAGAUUGUUGUCACAUGUAUUUACCAGCCAAAUAUUCCUGCAGCUUCUUCAAUGUUGUUGUUGACCUUUGGGAAGCCUACUUCUCACAUUUCUCAGUCAUGUCACUGUUGCAUCAUAUUUUCACCACUUGAUGAUGACCUUCUUCACUGUGUUCUGGAUAUAUUUCUUUUUCCCCCCCCAAUUCACUUAUACACACUAAUGGUAGAAAAAAAACAAAGUUUUGAAAUGAUUUAUCUUGGUCUGAUUUUUUUUCAUCUCACAAAAACCUGGUAUUUGAACAAACGUGUUGUAGACGUUUUAAAGUAUAUCCACUGUGAUUGUUCUGCCUGUCACCAUACAUCACUGGCAUAGAUAGAUGAACAAGUUACAUUAUUUGUAGUAAAUCAAUCAUAAUUUUGGGCCCAGUUAGACCAUUUCCCGCAACCCACCAGAUGCUCUCUUACGGCACUCUAAUGGUUGGGAAUCACUGAUUGUCGUGGGCGCGGGAGAAGUUUCAUUGACUCUCCCAGCAAUUCUGUGCAGGUUCCUUUGACGUGUUUAUAUCAUCACCCUAAAAUGAAGUCAAAUAUCCUGUACGGUGGCAAGGUUUGAUUGGGUGAUCAGCAGGUGGGACGGAAUAAUAGCAGGGUGCUUAGGAAAAAAAAAAAGUGAGAAAAGCUUCUUCUAAUGUAGUGCGGACGCUGCACAUUGUAUUCCCAAUCAAAAUGUGGAGAAAGAUUUAUCAAAUGUGUUAUUCGAUUACAAAAAGGUAAGAAUGAGGACUAUUGGGUGGUUCUAAAAAUCUGUCUGUAUCGUCAAUACAGAUUCAAACAUUCACCGAUAAACAACCAAAAAAAGUGUCUUACAAAGGGAAUAAAGUCCUAUUUUAUCAAGAAUGUGUUAGGUGUUAAUAGGCUAUUUUUUUUUAGGUGUAUUUCAGAAUAAAAGGUGUAAAAUUACAAGGAUAAAGUGUCGAACUGUGACAUUUUUUUCCCUUGUUAAACUGAAUUUAAUAUCAUAAAAUACGACUCUAACUAUGUGUGAAAUAAAUAUGACUUUAUUUUCAUACGAUUAUGAAACUUUAUAACACUAAAAAAUACAUAUCUUAAAAAUAAAAACGUUCUCAUAAAAUUACAAAAUCUGAAUUUGCUAUUGCAACAUUACAUAUUUGUUGUCGAAAAUAGGCAACUUUUUCAUUCUUAAUGCAUCUCUGGGUACAUAUGGUGUAAUAAUAAUAUUAUAUUAUGAGAGUGAUCUAGGGAAAAAUUAUCCUCAAUGCAAAAAAGCUUCAAUGCUUAAAAAGUUUAAAAGCCCCUAAAUAUUUAAUGAUUUUCAGGAAACUAAAAAAACUUUAUAGUUAAUACAUUAAAAGAGUGGUUCUCAUAUCUUUGAGACCAAGUACUACCUCAAAAAUAUUUAGCUCUCCAAGUACUAACAUAAUGGCUAACAUUUAAAUACAGUCACAGAAAAUAUGCAGACGUUGAGAUUUUAGUCCUAAAAAGCACAUUUAUUAAAGUAAAAUAAAACUGAACUGUACUAAAAAUGUACUGUACAGUUUUUUAAAAAAGUUUAAAUAAUCUGUUGCAUGGUUACAAGCUUCAGUCUAAUAUGUUUGAUUGUAUUUUGCGUUUUGUUUUUCGUAUAUUUAUUGCAGUGAUUCUUUCACAUACCACUAGAGAGCGCCAGAGUACCACUAGUACACAGUACAGAAUCUCUGCAUCAAAUUUUUGCUUGUGCACCAAAAUUGAGACAUUACUUGAUAAUGAUGUUUUUUCUUCACUUCUGUAAAGAAAUGCCACAUUUGAUACAUUUUAUUCCUGAUUUGGAAUAGAAAGUGAGCUUUCAAACACACUGCUAUUGUUGCACACCCAAGUGUCCUCCAGGCUGAUUCUUUGUGUCUAAAUGUUUCCUCCAACAAUUACACUUUGGGGAUGUCCAUCGGUAGACAAACCGCUGCUGAACUGCCUGCCACUGCGCUGAUUCCACACGUCAGUAAAAAAUCCACACAGCGAAAUUAUGAUGCUUUUCAAAGAUGUUCGCUCAAGUCUUUUCCUAAUUCGACUCAUUCCCCGAACAAGCCAGGCUGGGUCAUGAACAAGAGCCCUGCGCAUAACAUAAGAGGAGGUCACAAAAACCUGUCAGGGAAGAAAGAGAUAAAUAAAUAUAUUGUUGAGUGCGUUCAGAAAUUGUGCAAUGUUGAUGAUAAUCAGUAAAAGGUGUACUAUUAUUGUUGUAGGCAAAAAAAAAAGGGGGUUUCAUUCAGCGCAAUCGUCUCCGGUCCCAAAAGACAUGGGAAUCCCAUGCAGCAUUGUAGCCAACUUUAAUGUUGUUCUCCAUUGUGACUACUGAUGUUGGUCAUAAACCUCAUCACUUUUCAAAGGUAACAUGACUUGCACAUUUUUUUGUCCUUGUUGUUGUUGUUGUUGUUGUUGUUGUGGUGGAGGAAUUGUUCUGUGCAUUUUGUCACACACAUCCAAUACGGACUGAUUACUUGUUCGACUGAGGUGACUCCAAACACUCGUACGGGCUGCAGGGAGCGUGUGGCUCGCUCACACCGACAGAACCGAGGCCCCCCCGUGAACCACCCCCACCCCCACCGCAGCCACCCUAUAACCUCAGCUGUUCAUCAUCACAUAAUACUGGAAACUGGCAGUUUGAGAAGACGCAAGAGACAAUCUUUGACAAAGAUGUAACUACAUCAGUUUACGCUCCCUGCUGUGUGUGCGUGUGUGUGUGCAUGCGCGUGUGCGUGUGGGUGACGUCUGAGGUCAGACGGAGAGCACAGUCUCAUAUUUUUCAUGGGGAGUCACUCAGCACAAACACGGUUGACAAGUGUGUUUUUUGUUUCGUUUUUUUUUUUUUUUUUUUUUUUUUUUUUUAGCUUGAUGUAAGUGUCGUUGUGGACCAUUUGUGUAAAAGUGAAGUGACCCACUUUGUACAGAGAUGUAAUUCAGUCGCUCAGCACAUUCCAAACUACGACAGUUACUCUACGAGCAGCCGACUCGGCUCACACCUUACAAAAAAAAACAAAACAAAAAAAAACAACAACAACAACAAACAAAAAAAAACGUAGAGAUAUAUACGUCUUUAUUUAUCCAGUUAUGACACAUUCUGUAUUGGCGCCCGUCCAUCACACAGUCAGUGGGCUGCAUCCCGUUUGCAUUUCAAGUGUAAUCUCGAUGAACUAUUGCAAGUUUGGAAGCACUUUAUAGCUCAGGAUUAAGGAAACAUAACACGGUGAUACGUUAGUGGGUCUUUACCUCCAAGUCGUGGUCACGAGUCGGUCGGAAGCAGCUUUACAGCUCCUCAGCGGGCCCGUAGGAGGUGUCGUAGAGGCCAAAAAUGACAGUUAACACACACACUAACACACAAAACCCUUUCACAAGCACCACAAAAAACUCUCAUACACACACUAAAAAAAAAAAAAAAAAACUGUUAACAGCCCUAGAAUGAGGGAGGGACUUAUUGUUUGGCAGAGCCAAUCAGCAUUUGACAUUUCAGAUGGCUUCUCUUUACACUCUUGAGCUUCCUUUCAUGCUCACAAUUUUGGACUCUCACAUAGAGGAAAAAAAAAAAACUAGUCUCACAUUGACAAAAAAAAAUUGUCUUACGCACAAAAAAAAAUAUUUUAUUUCCUUUGUGUAAAUGUUUUUUGCUGCUUUUGUAAGAUGGGCUUUGGUGAAUAGAAGAUUUUUUGGGGGGGUGUUUCCAUAAACUUAGUUUAUUUUGAGAGCAUUUGAGAUGGUUUGGUGUAUGUGAGAGUUUUUGGGUGAACGUGAGAGAUUUUGGAUGUGAAAGUUUUUUAGUGACUAUGAAUUUUUUGUGUACAUUUAUUUUUAGUCAUUGUGUCAACUUCAUGUGUGUGUGUGUUUUCUGGGAAUGAGUUUUUUAUUCAUUGGAGAGUUUUUUUUUUCUGUUUGAGAGUUGUUUUACAAGCCCCAAUUCCAAUGAAGUUGGGACGUUGUGUUAAACAUAAAUAAAAACAGAAGACAAUGAUUUGCAAAUCAUUGUAUGUGUGUGAGGUUUUUGGUUCAUGUGAGAGUUCUUGGGUUAAAUUGACUGUUUUCCACAGUGCAUGUGAUAGUUUUUGGGUGCAUGUGAGACGUUUUUGGGGUGAAGAUGAGAGUUUUUAGGUGUGUGAGAGAGGUAAAUGUUGUUUCGGGCCUAUACUGCUCGUUGGCGCGCCAGCUCGUGCGUGCGUGUACAGCAUCCAUCUCAAGUAAUCCUGAUGUGCGCGGGAGUCUUCCGCGUCUCCUCGACUUGUUUGUUGUUGUUUUGUGGCUUUGUUUGUUUUUUUGGUUACUGUUGCCGUGGCGCUCACACUCACAAAUGUUUGCUUGCUGAUGUUUAAGUGGACCAACAUUGUAAGCGCACUGGAGUUUGUGUUAUCAACAACCAUGAUUUAUUUAUUUUUUAUUAUUUUGGGGAAAUAAUGCCCAAUGGAUCUUCUUUGUAUUGACUGGACGAUGUAAUAAUCUAUUGGUGUUGAUGAAAAUGCCCUGGUAGCUUGUGGAUUGCUAAAGUGGUCAGAUAAGUAAGUGUACUGUAUAGCUGUACAAAGAGUAAUAAAAUAUGUUUUGAAAUGUU
Molecule: messenger RNA, 7697 nt
Organism: Phyllopteryx taeniolatus (common seadragon)
Lineage: Eukaryota; Metazoa; Chordata; Actinopteri; Syngnathiformes; Syngnathidae
Gene: nol4la
Product: nucleolar protein 4-like a
Exons: 11
Coding region: 85-2148 (687 amino acids)
Source: RefSeq, a predicted model, not a curated record